CAACAAACUGGGUCAAUUUUUAUUUCGGGUAUAAGCAAGCAUAAAAAAGAAAGCGGUAUUUUUAGAGAUUUUUUUCUUUUUCAUUUCUUUUUCUCUAACCAUGUCAGACAAUAAUUCAACAACACUUGUUCGACGCGAACCUUGGUACCGUCACCCAUUGCUUCUAUGGGCACUCAAAUCAACAGCCAUUAACUUUGUCUUGCCUUUCUUUAAUGGUGUCAUGCUUGGUUUUGGUGAAAUCUUGGCUAAUGAACUGGUGUUUAAAUAUGGUUGGUUUGGUUAUACUCGACCACAACUUGGUGUCUAUGGUGGUAUACCAGCUACCUGUACAAGUGAAUACAAAAAGACGAUAGAAGGAAGAAUUAAACACGAACAAAAGGAACAACAAAAGGAACUCUUACUUGUCGAUUAGAAGCAUGGUAGAUGAAUAAAACUUGUAUAUACCUUUUAUGGUUCAUAUGAUUUAUGCUUUACACUAUUCCAGUGCGAUAAUGAGACACAAUGAGUUGUAUCUAUCAUGAUAAUGCAU
This is a messenger RNA of Gilbertella persicaria, 529 nucleotides long. Its product is annotated as outer membrane protein TOM13-domain-containing protein. Gene Ontology annotation, cellular component: mitochondrial outer membrane. Lineage: Eukaryota; Fungi; Mucoromycota; Mucoromycetes; Mucorales; Choanephoraceae. The record is from RefSeq and is a predicted model, not a curated record. Gene Ontology annotation, biological process: mitochondrial outer membrane translocase complex assembly; protein insertion into mitochondrial outer membrane. Bases 101 to 412 code for a protein of 103 amino acids. The transcript has a single exon.